Molecule: messenger RNA, 2099 nt
Organism: Pterocles gutturalis (yellow-throated sandgrouse)
Lineage: Eukaryota; Metazoa; Chordata; Aves; Pterocliformes; Pteroclidae
Gene: MTRR
Product: 5-methyltetrahydrofolate-homocysteine methyltransferase reductase
Biological process (GO): homocysteine metabolic process
Cellular component (GO): cytosol
Molecular function (GO): FMN binding; flavin adenine dinucleotide binding; [methionine synthase] reductase (NADPH) activity
Source: RefSeq, a predicted model, not a curated record
UGUUUUGGGAAAUGUGCUGUGAUUUAAAAAGAAGGUUUUUGCUCCUCUAUGCAACACAAAAGGGGCAGGCAAAAGCCAUAGCUGAGGAAAUACAGCAGCAAGCAGGUGCCCAUGGCCUUGAAGCUGAUAUGCACUGUUUAAGUGAAAUGGACAAGUAUAACCUGGAAACAGAAAAGGAUCCUGUAGUUAUUGUUAUUUCCACUACUGGUACUGGAGACCCACCAGACACUGCCCGCAAGUUUGUAAAGAAAAUUCAAGACACGACCUUGCCACCUGAUCAUUUUGCACAUCUGCAGUAUGGAUUGCUAGGUCUGGGAGAUUCAGAGUACACGUUCUUUUGUAAUGGUGGAAAGACAGUAGACCGACGACUUCAAGAACUUGGUGCCCAGCACUUCUACGACACAGGAUUGGCAGAUGACUGUGUAGGUUUGGAAUUAGUGGUUGAUCCUUGGAUUGAUGGACUUUGGCUUGCCCUCAAGGAAGCAUUUCUAUUGCAAAAAGACAUGAGCAGUGGUGUCAAUGCUGUUUCUAGCUCUCUCUCUACAGCCCCAUACAUUGUGAAUGAACUAAACUUAAGCUCAGAAGUACAGAACUUGAAGCUAGAAGAUGAGGCAGUGAGGAGUUCUGAUGUUCUGACACAGAAACUGGUUGACAUCAAUCUUGUGGCUUCAACUAGAGACACUGAACCUUCACUUGUUCAUUCUGUCCCUCCUGUCUCUCAGUCAGCUCUUAAUAUUCCUACCUUGCCACCAGAAUGUAUAGAGGUGGAGUUUCAGGACAACCAUGGUGAGAAUCCACAUCUGUCCUCACUGAUUUCAGAGGGAGCAGCCUUUGAAGUGCCAAUUACAAAAGCAGUUCAGCUUACUAGAGAAGAUGCGAUAAAAACUGCAUUGCUCUUAGAACUUGAUAUUGCGGAUACAGUCUUUGACUACCAGCCUGGAGAUGCCUUCUGUGUAAUAUGUCCCAACAACGUCAAUGAGGUGGAAGAACUUCUUCACAUCUUGGGACUUUCUGAAAAAGCGGAGUGCUUUGUUUGCAUAAAGGUUAAGCAGGGCACUAAGAAGAAAGGAGCAACUCGUCCACAGCACAUCCCUGAAAGAAGCACUCUGAAAUUCAUUCUAACCUGGUGUCUGGAAAUAAGAGCAAUUCCCAAAAAGGCAUUUUUGCGAGCUCUUGUAGAAUGUACCAGUAAUGUGGGAGAAAAACGGAGGCUUCAAGAGCUUUGCAGUAAACAAGGAGCCUCUGACUACACACGCUUUAUUAGGGAUUCUAAUGUUUGCUUGCUGGAUUUACUUCACGCUUUUCCAAGCUGCAAGCCUUCACUUAACCUGUUAAUUGAACAUCUUCCUAAAUUACAGGCCAGAUCCUAUUCAGUGUCAAGUUCAAGCUUAUAUCAGCCAGGAAAACUGUGUUUUGUAUUUAAUAUUGUGGAGUUUCCUGCCUGUCCUGCUAGACCAGUCUCACGAAAGGGAGUAUGUACAGGCUGGCUUACUGAGUUAGUUGCACCUCUACUGAACCCCAGUAAAAACACCCUGGAUACAAAAGGAGGAAGCCCUUCAACUGAAAAGAUAACUAUUUUUGCUCGUCCAAACAAUACUUUCCACUUACCUGCAGACCCAUCUGUCCCAUUCAUGAUGGUUGGUCCAGGAACAGGAAUUUCACCAUUUAUUGGUUUCCUACAACAUAGGCAAAAGCUCAGAGAAGAACAUACAGACUGGGAAUUUGGAGAGACAUGGCUGUUUUUUGGUUGUCGGCAUCAAGAUCGAGACUAUUUGUUCAAAGAUGAGCUCAGAUGUUUUCUUGAAAAUGGCACAUUAACUCAUCUUAAGGUUUGUUUCUCAAGAGACUCUUCAACUGCAGAAGUAGCCCAGCCUAAAUAUGUGCAAGAUGUCAUUAGGCUUUAUGCUAAGGAAGUUGCAGUUUUGAAACAGAGAGGUUACUUCUAUGUAUGUGGAGAUGAGAAGCACAUGGCUGAUGGUGUAAGUGAUGCUGUAGUGGAUAUUUUAAGCAUGGAAAUGGAAUCUGACAAAUUGGAAGCAAUGAAAAUCCUGGCCAUGCUUCGGGAAGCAAAACGAUAUUUACAGGAUGUUUGGAGCUAA